Symbiodinium pilosum is the source of this 1122-nucleotide messenger RNA. The record is from the annotation of a GenBank genome assembly. NCBI's taxonomy places the organism in Eukaryota, Dinophyceae, Suessiales, Symbiodiniaceae.
AUGCAGGAGUGCAUGGACUAUAUGCUGAGCACCGGAUUGGCGUGGCGUCAACGCCUGCAGUGCGAAUGCAUAGGGAUCCACGAACAAAACCGAGAUGGUCUUGGCGUAUCGGCAGGCCAUGUCUCAGAGUUGUUGAGUUCCAUACUGGCGCUGGGCUUCGUUGAGAGCGAAUGUCGAGGAGUUUGUAUUGAACUCACUUCUGACAGCAGCAGCGAGCGCACUCGAUUGUUCAACGUGCGAUUGGCUGAGGAAUCGAAAGGCAGGUUGGCUGCCAUCCAACCCGAAAUGAUUAGAUACGCAAGCGUGGUUGGAAGCCACAGCAACCAGGUCAUGCGUGGCUUCGCCCUCGGUGCAGCUCACACUGAGCCGCGUGUCACCGUCGGUGGAAUGCUCAACCUCGAGCUUCUGGGCAAGAUCGACCCAGCCUUUGCCAAGGCUGUGAGGGGGGGGGUGUCCUGGGUGAUCGUCAGCCACAAGGUGCAAGCGAACAUGCCGGAGUUUGCUGGGUUGAUGCAAGCUGCCGGAAACGCAGCAGUCCAGGUGGCAAAGCCAGAAGACGAGCUACAGAUUGCUAAGAAAAUUAGCCGCGCCAUCGAGAGCUUCUGCUCAACCAGCGGCCGCAAGGACAUCUCCUUCGAGGACAUUUCGAAGCAGAUCAUGCGCAGCAAGCCCCCCAACCCCCAGGUUGUGCCGUUCAUUUUUCGCUUUGUCGCCAAGUGCGGGGGCAGCUUCCUGGAAGGCUCCGAGGUGCACAUCAGAGCACAUGGCCAUCCUCACAGAGUUUUAGGGCUGGAGUUCUGGGACGCGCUGUCCGCAGAAAUCAAGGGGCCAAAGCAACGGGUGGUGUUGCGACACGCCAUCCUCAAACUGGCGUAUUGCGGCCCAGAUCGAGCUGUGACCACGAGUGACAUCAGAAGGGCCAUGGCUUCCAAAGAUGUGCGGAAGCUGGAUGACUUGGAGGACAAGAUUUCUCAGGCCCACAGGUUGCUGAAGGGUGUGGACAUGAGCGUCGCCAUGCCUUUGCUUCACAUGCUUCACCGUGACAUUGCGGCCAUCUUCUUGAACAAGAGCUCCAAGGAGGUGAGGCGAUUUGAGAUGCGGCUGAGGCUGCCCACGCUCUGA